Messenger RNA from Acanthopagrus latus (yellowfin seabream), 591 nucleotides. RefSeq names its product putative protein TPRXL. Lineage: Eukaryota; Metazoa; Chordata; Actinopteri; Spariformes; Sparidae. The record is from RefSeq and is a predicted model, not a curated record. The transcript has a single exon. Bases 1 to 591 code for a protein of 196 amino acids.
AUGAUUUCCUCUUUGAUCCCUGAAAACCUCCCCUGCCCCCACCUGUCUUCUGUGUCCCUGCUCUACCUGAAGGCCUUGGGGACCCACAGCACCAGUGGCAGUAUUGAGCCCUGCCUCCUCAAAACUGGUAUUUUCUCAGGCCGAGUGCCCUCUCCUGCAACGUUUGCCCCUGGCCUGAGAAAGUACCCCCAGGAGGGGGCAAUUCCCUCCCUGACAGCCUCCUCCAGCCAAGCGAAGGCCCUCCUGGCGAGCCUCUCUGCCUCUGGCCUGAAUGCUGAGGCCCUGCUCCUCUCCUCCACCCUCCGUCAUCACCGCCUUCUACGUGAGCAGCGAGCCUCCUCGUUGCCUCUGCCCAGCAGCCAGUCCUCCUCCCCUACUCCCCCUGCUACCCCCUCGUCCUCCUCCUCUUCACCCACCACCCCGACUCCCUCCCUUUCUCCCUCCUCUCCAACCCCUUUGAGUUCCCUCACCCUUGCUUCUGCGGUUCUCAAGAGCAGGGCUUGUAGCCUUGACAGCUCCAGUCUCAACAGCUGCAGGGAGGCUGGCAGCGAGCCUGUGAAUAAGGACCUCUCCCCUGGCAGCUCCCACUGA